This is a messenger RNA of Strongylocentrotus purpuratus (purple sea urchin), 5050 nucleotides long. Its product is annotated as integrin alpha-V. The record is from RefSeq and is a predicted model, not a curated record. NCBI's taxonomy places the organism in Eukaryota, Metazoa, Echinodermata, Echinoidea, Camarodonta, Strongylocentrotidae. Gene Ontology annotation, cellular component: integrin complex; external side of plasma membrane. The transcript has 29 exons. Gene Ontology annotation, biological process: cell adhesion mediated by integrin; cell-matrix adhesion; integrin-mediated signaling pathway. The coding region runs from base 316 to 3546 and encodes 1076 amino acids. Gene Ontology annotation, molecular function: integrin binding.
CACUCACACUGUCACUCAGCUAUUAAGGGUGCUGUCACGAAUUGUUUAUUGACCGUUCACUUAGCCGAUUCAGUGUCAAGUACUUUCAUAUGAAACUAUUCAACCAAGGAUUCAACAGAACCCCGGAACAAGUCGAGGAGCCGAUGAGGAAGUUAUCAAAAUUCUGUAAUCGGUGCCUAUCAGAAAAACGGUCUGAAUGAUUUUCCAGUGGGUGUUCGCUGCCUUCUAAACCUUAUCUGAAUUUGGCCAGGCGUACAUGAAUCCCAUUGUCAUAUAAGCUACUUAUCGCAACCCCGUCACUUUACAGUUUUCACGAUGUCCGGCCCGACAUCGCUCUCAAUGACCACUGGAUACAUCUUCUCCAUUGCAUUGUGUAUCACCAUUUGUUCGAGAUGGGCCGUAGUCGUCCAUGGCUUCAACGUCGAUACAUCGUUCCCGUUGUACUUCACCCACGAUGACACGGAUAGCCAGUUUGGACUCUCACUAGCACUUCAUAGUGAGGGAAAAGAGAGUGAGGGGAAAGAGAAUAUGUUACUGGUAGGGGCACCUCGGGCCAUGUCAUCGGGGUAUUCCGCGGACCAGUCGAUAGUAAGGAGCGGGGCCCUCUACAAGUGCCCCAUAGAUACAUCGAUCGGGACACGGGCCGAUUGCCAGGAGAUAGUUGUGGAUACAACAGGGAAUGAAUACCUGGACACUAACAACCCGGACUUCCAGUCAACGAAUGCUUCAGGUCAGUGGUUAGGGUCUACCUUACAGAGUGGAGGCCCGGAUGGAUCAGUCGUGGUAUGCAGACCGCUGUACUCCUAUCAAACUAUGAAUCAAAAUCAAGAUGUAGACCGAUACUUACGAGGUGGCUGUUUCGUCAUCAAUGGGGGUCUGAGAUCACCCGAUCCCGGUCUUUUGAACACAGCUGUUAAUUUCAACCCUUGCGCUUCUAACUCGGUGGCUUAUCGCACCAAAUACCGUUGCGAGUUUGGUGGCAGCGCUGCUGUGAGAGAUACUAAGAUUGUAUACGGUGCUACCGGAGGCUGUUUGUGGAAUGGUCGUAUUUGGUACACAAAUGAUGGGAUUACCGAUGCGUCUGCUCUGUUCUAUUUUCCACAAACAUGCCGCUUUAAUCUCGAUUUUGAAUAUUACUUUGGUCACGCUGUUGCAUUUGGAAAUUUUCGGGAUGGCCCCACCUUAGAAGUUGCCAUUGCCGCACCACGCUGGGAUCAUGGAUUUGGGCGGGUGUUCUUGUACGAUGAUGCCUUCAUGGAGUAUGAUAUAAUCACUGAUGGCGAUUUAGCCACGUAUUUUGGCCAUGCCUUAGCUACUUCGGAUCUCAAUAACGAUGGAUUUGAUGAUCUGGUCAUUGGUGCGCCAAUGUUUACUGAUGAGGAGAGAUCAAUAGACGCUGGAUGGGAUGUUGGGAAAAUCUUCAUAUACUACAACGAUCAACAGGGAAGUUUUUACUUCGAUGAUAAUGACGUCAUCAUUGGGACUGGUGCUGGCUGUCGCUUUGGCUAUUCUAUCGCCGCUUUGGGCGACAUCAACCAAGAUGGAUUUAAUGACUUGGCUGUGGGUGCACCCUUCUGUAAUGGCGGUAAUGACGGAAAGGUUUUCAUCUACCACGGAUCAGGAAUAAACCUACCUCUCAAUCUCUCACCACAACAGACCUUGAGUCCGUCGGUCUUAGGGAGACCCUUGAGGUUCUUCGGCUUUGUGAUGUCAGCAGGACUUGACGUUGAUCAAAAUACAUAUCCGGAUUUCGCUGUUGGAGCACACGAGUCUCAAACCGCGAUAAUCUUUCGGUCGAGAGCAGUAGUUUGGACCGUUGCAGAAAUAUAUCCUGAGGAGAACGCCAUUGAUCUGGAUGUACAGGAUGAGACAACAUCAAGAGGUGUUCUGGUGACAGGGUUUAAUGUUGUCGUGUGCAUUCACUACAUGGGUCAAGGAUUACCAGCUAAUUUAGAUUUUUCAUACGAGAUUGUCUUGGACUCACUGAGACAAGUAAUCAACCGUCGAGCUGCAUUCAUCACUAACAACAUCGCUACUCUUCGCCAUCAAAUCAGUGCGCCAAUUGAACAACGGACAUGCAUGACACAUGCUGCAUAUAUUCAGCCUACCAUUCGAGACAAGCAGACCCCAAUGAGUCUUCGGCUGAUUCACAGUGUGGCUCAGACAUCUCAAUCAGACUCUGCUGUACAACCAAUCAUGUCUAACGCCGUCAAUAACCAGACACUCAACUCGCUUGUCUUUGCCAGGGACUGUGCCGGUGAAACAUGCUAUCCAGAUCUUGCAGUUCAGACAAUUGUUUCGACCACGGAACUGAUGAUCGGAAAGGCUGAAACCUUUCUGCUCACCGUCGAAGUCAUGAACAGCGGCGAAGACGCUUUCCUCUCCGUACUCGACAUCGUCGAACCACCUGGUCUAUUCUUCGUCAAUGUUCUACGAUCAAACACAGGUAUCAUUGUAUCGUGUUCUGUAUCGACAACCACACGCAUACGCUCAUGUAAUAUUGGCAAUCCUGUACCAGCCGGUGAUCAGAUUACUGUAGGCCUACAGUAUCAGACUGCUACCUACAGUACAUUCACUGGGCCAGCUGUGUUGAAUAUAUCAGCUCGCAGUAUUGAUGCAGAAAGAGCUGGGAGAGACGUAGAUAAUGAGGCCAUGGUGUCCAUUCCAGUCUAUGCUACUUCGAGUCUUGUACUCUCUGGCAAUUCAAUUCCAGACACGCUGGUGAUAACAGAGGAUAGCAACGUAACAGAUGAUAAAGGGCCACUCAUGACACAUGUGAUUCGACUUCAAAACAACGGCCCUAGCUUCAUCGGCCCCUCCACCAUCGAGAUCCUCUGGCCAAUCAGACUCCAGGAUGGCAAGACGCUCAUGAACGUGACGGGCGUUACCAUGGAUACAGGGAUGCCAUGUACGUUUACUCCAAGGAUCAACAGAGACAGUCCGAAGCAGAACAACGUCACUACGUUCAUAGACGAAGUUAGUAAUUCUACAAUUUACACGUUAUGGGCGGAUUGUGCGUCACUUCCAGAGUGCGUGGCCAUCCGGUGUCCUCUCGCCUCUCUCGCUACCGGAGCUGACUCAGCCAUCCUCAUCAGCGUGCAGUCGAGGCUAUGGCAUGACACAGUGUUUGCGGAGGAUGCAUCUUUCCUUCAUUUCAUUGAGAUCCUGUCCUCAGCAUCAGUCACAGUCAAUGGCACCGUGUACCCGGGGAUACCUUAUUCUCCGCACCCCACUGCUACACCUCUAGAGAUCCAGACAGAAGUCCGGGUCCAGUAUGAGAAGCAAAGGACCAUUAUCAAGACCACGCCCAUUUGGAUCUAUAUCGUCUCCUCACUAGGCGGUCUUCUCAUCCUCAUCAUUUUUAUCGCCAUUCUAUACAAGGUGAAGUUCUUCCAGCGGAAACAGAUUAGUCAAGAACAGCGUGAGCUUCUGACCGAGCACCGGAAGAGUGUCCGUCGUUCCAAGGCGGAGGCCCCUUCACCGGAUGACAUGGAAGUAUCGCCCCUACAAAGAGAUGGCUCCGUGGCAGGCCUCAUACAAGAGUAACACUAAUAAUGUUAUGUUUAAAACUUGGAGCUAUUUUAAUGGCAGAUCAAGAGGGCAAUAGGGCAUGUGCACCCCCCCCCCUCGAUAUAACAAAAGUCUCCUUUUUUACUUUUGUUUUGUAAGUACUAAAAUAUUUUGAAAAAGCCUUUACCACAUUGUUUUCGUGCCCCCCCCCCCUACCACCGAUCGCAACCUCCAUUUCCGGCAAAAUCUUUGAACCAAUAAGAUCGCAGAGAAUGCUAGAUCCGUCAAUGGAUUAUCUAACACUAUUAAUCUGUCUGACAUGUUGGACAUGAAAUGAACUGCGUAUUCAAUUUCAGAUGUAUAGGGAAAUGUUACAUAUAGAAAACGAUCAUGUAAAACCAAGAAAGUAAUCAUAAUCACAUGAUCGCAAAGACUUUCGAAAAAUGAACAUAUUAAAGGAAUUCCAAGAGUCACGUCUGUCACUUAUUAAUAUGUCUGAGCAUAAGCACUGGACGAAUUAUGUAAUCUCCCUACGGGAUAUAAAAUUGGAUAUUGGAAUAGACCAGUUUUGUAAUUUUAUCAAACAAGCCAUGAUUUUUGUACUACCUAGCAACAUUCAUUGUUUGUAAUACGCAUUCUGACUAUUAUUAAAAAUACAAUUAUUUGAACAAUGUGAAUGAAUUCAUUUGUAACGAGGUACUUCACAAAACUUUUGUAUAUUAGAUUUGAUUAAAUUGUGAAAAUGGCCAAUCGCCCUUGAAUUCAUCUCUCAAGAAGUUUAGCGAUCGUGUUUCUGAGGCAGAUGACUAGAUUACGUCACUGACACAGCACCGUGUUCUGCAUCGUCUUUAUAUUUUCAACUCAAAUUAUAAAAAUCUGACGAAAAGUAUGUGUCUCACCAACAUAAAAUUUAGCUUUUAUAUAAUUCUUCAUUUUGUUUGACAAUGUUAAUAAUGAUAAAAAUGUAACUUAUAUAGCGCUAAAUCCACUCUAUGGAGUGCUCAAGGAGCAUCUAGAAAUAAUUAAGAAUUAUUAAAACAGAAGCGUUCUCACAUGAUUUUUUUUAAGAAAUCAAUUCAAAGGUUUAAAUAUGUUUUGUGUGUGUAUUUAUUUAAUUGUUGUGAUUAUUCUAAUAGCGAUAACUAUUCUGUACAGUACUAUUUUCAGAUGACGAUUGUAGUAAUAUAUGUAGCUUUAUAGCAAUCGAAUAAUUGAAGAUGCAAUAUAAUGUUAUGUAGUACGUAUACGAUAUCGUGAUUGAAUAAUUGUGUCGAUGUUGAUAUUGUUCAUGUUUAUACUAGUUUAUACUAGAUUAAUCAUUAAUUAGUCAUUAGUCGUGAUGAAGAUAAUUGGUUUGAUAUUAUGUAUUACUUAUGAUGAUGAUGCUGAUAAUGAUAUUGACGAUGAUGAUAAUGAUGAUGAUGAUGAUGAUGGUGAUAACAAUGUAUAUAAUAAAGAUUUAGUGUAGACAAUUUGAAUCUAUCAAAGCGGUGAUUUGCUACUUUUUGUAUACUGAGCACCAUGCCUUAUAAAUAUUUCA